CGAACGUGCCCGCGUGGGCGGCGGGGUCGGUACGUGCGCGUGAAGACCUUGUACGAUUGCCGCCACUGCGCGGCGAAGGCGUGCCAGUCGGCGUCUGUCAGGCUGGCGACUCUGGCCCGCAGCGAUGCGGAGAGGUCGCGCUGGGGAUCGUGCAGGGCGUCCUGGGCGUGUUUGGUCAGGGCACGGUGGAUCGAGGACCGCCAGUCGACGACGGUGCCGAAGACGUCGAAGAAGAGCGCCUGCAGCAUGGCAGUAAUAUGACAGUAACAUAUAUUACAAGCCUAGACGAGCAGCGCGAGUCGUUGAAGGCUUUAUAUUAUCAUGUAGAAAGUGUAUUUGACGAUUGUUUGGAAAUAAUAAGACAGACAGACGCGGUUAUGUGA
This is a messenger RNA of Rasamsonia emersonii CBS 393.64, 383 nucleotides long. RefSeq lists its product as uncharacterized. The transcript has a single exon. NCBI's taxonomy places the organism in Eukaryota, Fungi, Ascomycota, Eurotiomycetes, Eurotiales, Trichocomaceae. The annotation marks the transcript as partial. The record is from RefSeq and is a predicted model, not a curated record.